Messenger RNA from Xiphophorus hellerii (green swordtail), 2913 nucleotides. RefSeq names its product inosine-5'-monophosphate dehydrogenase 1a-like. The record is from RefSeq and is a predicted model, not a curated record. Lineage: Eukaryota; Metazoa; Chordata; Actinopteri; Cyprinodontiformes; Poeciliidae. Gene Ontology annotation, molecular function: IMP dehydrogenase activity. Gene Ontology annotation, cellular component: cytoplasm. Gene Ontology annotation, biological process: GTP biosynthetic process.
GUCAGAAACAGAGUUAAGCUCAGUAGCCACCAGGGUGACGGAGUGGAGAGAAGCUCCCAGGAUGGAGGGAAAACAAACACAGCUGGGACCAACUCAACUUCUCAACCUGGGAGUGUGCUGAGGUUUCUGAAACUACCAUCCCUUGAAAAGGAGAAAGACUCCUUUUCCUGCUUGCUGGCCUUGGUUUCCUUCCAUAAUGGAAGUGUUUUCAAACUGGAAUAUGAACACUCCUGAUAACUGACAAUAUUUGUCAAGGGGUAUUUUACUGAUGGUGCGUACUUAAGCCGCAAGUUUUUCCCUGCAAAACUGAAAAUUUUAUGAUUUGGUUAAGCUGCUGCUCAGAGGGCAAACUAGCUGGCAACAAGAACAAGCCUACUGGUGUGAGCAUUGCAAUCAACUGAACAACACAUGGAGUGUCUCUUGAGGUCUGCCAAUGUUUACCUGGAGUGCAAAGUGUGAUUCUAAUUGUAUGCAGAAAAACUGAAGAGGAGUGUGUGUGGAGGUCACAGAGCUGGAUUUCCUAGAGAUGGAAGGUCAUGGAUAUGACCGCUUUGGAGAGAGUGACAGGGACAAUUACCAGAUUGAUUACAGAAGAAUUGUAGGAGACAUGGAACCAGCACGGCCUCGCGUCUCAAACAGAGAUGGGGAGCAGUCUCAACACUCUUUUUUGACUCAUGCAUACCCGCCGUCAUAUGGACAUGGACAUGAGACUGCAGCCCAGAGGUACAGCGCCACACGAAUCCAGGCUGGAUAUGAACCAGAAAGCAUGGCCGACUACUUGAUCAGUGGAGGAACAGGUUAUGUUCCAGAGGAUGGACUCACAGCACAACAACUGUUUGCUAUUGGAGAUGGGCUGACUUACAAUGAUUUCCUUAUCCUCCCUGGUUUCAUAGAUUUCACAUCUGAUGAGGUGGACCUGACGUCUGCACUAACAAGAAAGAUCACUCUGAAGACUCCACUCAUUUCAUCACCCAUGGAUACAGUCACAGAGUCAUCCAUGGCUAUCACCAUGGCACUGAUGGGAGGGAUUGGAAUAAUCCAUCACAACUGCACUGCUGAAUUCCAGGCCAAUGAGGUGCGAAGAGUCAAGAAAUUUGAGCAAGGUUUCAUCACAGACCCAGUGGUAAUGAGCCCACAUCACACAGUGGGUGACGUGUUUGAAGCUAAGAGACGCCAUGGUUUCUCUGGGAUCCCAGUGACUGAAACAGGCAAGAUGGGCAGUAAGCUGGUUGGCAUUGUGGCCUCCAGGGAUAUUGACUUUUUGUCCGAGAAGGAUUAUGAGAAACUUCUGGAAGAGGCCAUGACAAAAAGGGAAGACCUAGUUGUUGCACCAGCUGGAGUCACGCUAAAAGAAGCUAACGACAUACUGCAGCGAAGCAAGAAAGGAAAGCUCCCCAUUGUGAAUGACAACGACGAGCUUGUUUCCAUCAUAGCAAGAACUGACCUGAAGAAAAACAGAGAUUAUCCUCUGGCUUCCAAGGACUCGCGCAAACAACUGCUGUGUGGGGCUGCUAUUGGUACCAGGGAGGACGACAAAUACAGACUGGACCUCCUCAUGCAGGCUGGAGUGGAUGUGGUGGUUCUGGACUCGUCUCAAGGAAACUCAGUUUAUCAGAUCAACAUGAUAAACUACAUUAAACAGAAGUAUCCCGAUCUACAAGUGAUUGGAGGAAAUGUGGUGACAGCUGCACAGGCUAAAAACCUCAUAGAUGCUGGUGUGGAUGCGUUGAGGGUUGGGAUGGGCUGUGGUUCUAUCUGCAUUACCCAGGAAGUGAUGGCAUGUGGACGACCUCAAGGAACAUCUGUUUAUAAAGUUGCAGAAUAUGCCCGGCGUUUCGGAGUACCGGUAAUCGCGGAUGGAGGCAUUCAGACAGUGGGGCAUGUGGUGAAAGCUCUUGCCCUAGGAGCUUCAUCAGUGAUGAUGGGGUCUUUGCUCGCUGCAACCACUGAGGCUCCUGGAGAAUAUUUCUUUUCAGAUGGUGUGCGUCUGAAGAAAUACAGAGGAAUGGGCUCCUUGGAUGCAAUGGAGAAGAAUAACAGUCAAAAGCGUUACUUUAGUGAGGGAGAUAAGGUGAAAGUAGCUCAAGGGGUCUCAGGAUCAGUUCAAGAUAAAGGUUCUGUCCAAAAGUUUGUUCCUUACCUCAUUUCUGGGAUACAACAUGGCUGCCAGGACAUUGGAGCCAGAAGUUUGUCGAUUUUAAGGUCAAUGAUGUAUUCAGGAGAGUUGAAGUUUGAGAAGAGAACCAUGUCUGCUCAGAUGGAGGGAGGAGUUCAUGGCCUCCACUCAUAUUCUUUUUUGCCAUUUACAAGAAGUGGCUUCAAUGAGGCAGGAGGACGAGGAAGUAUGCGAUCAGGACCAAAUGUCCCGACCCCAGCUGCAGUGAGCCGAUGCAAUGGACUCAUGUGAAUAGAGAGUUGACAUCAAGAUGAUAGAGUAUAUUUGAAAAUAUCUUUCUUUGAGUUAAAUCAGGAUAAACAGCAAGAUCAUAGAUGACAAAAAGUCAAACUACUGGACACAUGGAUCAUCUGAUGAACUCUUUUCUUUUUUUCAUGUUUUUGCAACGAUGGAGGGCUGAAAAAGUUGUAAAGAAGACAUAUUUUAAUCAAUAGGCACAUUUUGAAUUUGAAAUACAAGAGGCUCUUCUCAUUUGAAUUUAAUUUAAUAGAAAUCUGUGUAUAUUUUUUGUAGAAAAAUACCAAAGCAUUUUAUUUCACAGAGUUCAAAUAUACACCUUUGUAAGAAAGUGUUUUCAAGGCAAAAUAAUUGGUAGUCUCACUUUUAUGUCAUUCCUGAUGUCCUUGAUUUGUACCUUACGUUGUCUAUCUUCUACAAAAGUGUUUAUUAUUAGCAUGACAAUGACUUGGUACUUUGUCUGUUCAAGCCCACCAUUAAAAAAGAAAGUACCUACUGAC